This is a messenger RNA of Spirometra erinaceieuropaei, 2695 nucleotides long. NCBI's taxonomy places the organism in Eukaryota, Metazoa, Platyhelminthes, Cestoda, Diphyllobothriidea, Diphyllobothriidae. The record is from the annotation of a GenBank genome assembly.
AUGAAACUGGACAGGUUCCCGGUUCAGGAAGUUGUUGCACCGGGUAUGUUCGCGCAAUAUGCGACAGGAAUAUUUUCCGAGCAUGCUUUAGUCUCACGCUGUCCUUGCCCAACCACAGGCGAUUUUGAACUUCGUCUACGUUGGGCCAUAUUGCUCGAGCAGACACCGGAAUCCUUCGUGGGGCUUCCGAUUCAACCUGAUCCAGUAGGUCUCAAUCGUACUGAUGUGAUUUCCUGUGGUUGGGUCAUUGAAAUGCCUUGAACGAUUGGCUGAGAGGGAUUCGAGAAGAACACUUCCCACUUAAGUGAGAGGCGUCGAUUAAGUGCUUCCAUUGUGCGGUGGUGGAUGGUGCUGUUGUGUAGUACAGGUGUUGGUGGGGAAGGGUGUGGUGAUGUGGUUUAGCCGGCGGUUGUCUACCGCGGGUUUUCGUAAAUGCACAGGUGGCCUAUCAAGCUAAUGCGGGGCUGACUGUGCGAGGGCAGUGCGGGCAGUUGAGGUGAAUGCGUCUGUUGUAUGUUGGUGCUCCAGACACUGGUUCACCAGUCCCCGUGCGAUGCGAUGGAUUCGCAGCUGACUGACCAGGCCGAUACGAAAGGUGAAUGUGCGGGACAAUUUGGACAGGACUGGUCGGGGGCAUCAGAGUCGGAUCAUUGUGACGAACAACAAACAUGUAACUGUUUGGUAAAUAUAAUGUCCGUGUGCGCGGCAUGACGAAAUAAUUAACGUAUAAACUCUCGUUACUGAAAUACGAUAAGCAGUCUGGGUGGACACCCAAACAUCGGCCGAAAUACGCUGCACCUCACGUCACCUGACAGGGUAUUUAACGAAGGAAUUGCAGACGUUGCAGUAGGCUCGGCAGGCAACACACGGCUCUCGGUGGGGCCUCGUAGCCCAGGUGGCCAGAGCGCUGGCUGCAUUAAAGUCUUCCCCUGGCUGUCGUGGGUUGGAAUCCAACAGAGUUCGCCCAAUUUUUCACAGUUGGGUCAAAACGAAUUACUCAGUAUCUGCCGAAACACCUGUUAUUUCCAAAAAGGUGUUGCUGAAACACGGAGUGUAGUAUAUUUGGUGACGCGCAACAUUCUGGUAGGAUGGCACAGGGGAAAUAUGUUAGUUUCUGAUGGCGUGUUUAAAGCUUGGUGUUUAAGAACAAGAGCUCGGUUCACACGUUUUAGUUGGUGACAGUAGAGGCCUAUUGUUACGAGCUGGGUGUCCAGCUGUGGGUCCACGUGACGGUCGUGUUAGGUCGCUCACAUGCUUGCAAGUGUUGACUACACCUUGCGCCCAUCAACUGGCACCCAACUCACACAUGUGGCUCUCGAAGUUAGGUUCUGCGUUGUGGCCACACCCCGGUGACCGCCUCGGCCGGUGGGCUAAACUAGGUGAGGGUAUCCGUGUGUGUACCAUCCCAUACGAAAAUUCGACUCUCUCCCCCACCUCCCAUCUUUUCUACAUCGCUUCCCUUCCUUUUUCUACUUUCCCCUUGGCAUUUCUCAUCCCUUCUCCUCUUGCCCCUUAUCCUCGCCCUCACUCUCCUCCUCUCCCCUCCGUCUUUUUUUCCCCUUAUCCCCCUGUCCCUCUCUUUUUCCCCAUCUCUACUCUCUACUCCACUCACUUCCCCCACUGCCGGAAUUCCUAGGAUGAGGGCGACAUGCAAUCACGUGGGCGGCCCAGGCUAUUGGUCGUUCUCACACUAAACCCCGUGACGCAUAGUGGAGAGCAGUAUCCAUUUGGAGCGACAAUGCAAUCCUAUCUAGAGAGAAUACUGAUUUGUCCGCGAGGGGAGGGGGCUGUAAAAGAUGCCCUAAACAAAGUUGGGUACAUGACAUUUGUGCGCAGACCGUGGCUCGCAGACUGUUAAGUAUGCGGUCGAAAUAAAAACACAAGACGCAAUAUCCUCUCCCUCCCCCCCCCUCCUCCUUCUCUUCCUCCUCCCCUUCGCCCCAUCCCAUAGGCUGCUAGGGGGAGCCCGCUCAUUCUGGCAGCCUGGAAUGUUCGCUCCCUUUUAGAUAAUCCCAGGGGCAAUCAGCCGGUACGAAGGGUGAUCCUAUUCGCUCGAAAACUGGCGCGCUACAAGGUGUACAUCACUGCACUCAGCGACACACGUUUCUCUGGAUAAGGCCAACUGGAGGGGGUGGGUGUCGGCUACAUCUUCUUCUGGAGCUGCCGCCCCAGGACAGAGCAGCGAGACGCUGGCAUCGCCUUUGCCAUCCGAAACGAAAUUGUGAGACGACUACCCUGUCUGCCAUAGGGUAUCAAUGACCGGCUGAUGAGACUGCGUCGGCCUCUUUGAAGACCCAACUUCACCACCAUCAUCAGCGCCUACGCCCAAACAAUGACCGGUUCUGAAUAGACAAAGUCCAAGUUCUACAAGGACUAGCACAAACUCCUAGCAUCUGUGCCGAAGGCGGAUAGGUUGAUUGUCCUUGGUGACUUCGAUGCCCGCGUCGGCACAGACCAGGUGCUGGAUACUCACGGAAUCGCCGGCUGCAGUGACAAUGGCCUCCUACUCCUGCAGACCUACUCAGAACACCGACUCCUAUUGAUCAACACCUUCUUCAGCCUGCCCAUGCGGGAGAAGGCGACCUGGAUGGAUCCCCGAUCGCUGCGCUGGCAGCUGCUGGACUACGUUUUCGCCCGGAGGCGAGAUCAGCAGGACGUGAUGGUGACCAAGGCGGUCGGCGACGCUGAUGGCUGA